Penicillium nucicola is the source of this 1794-nucleotide messenger RNA. RefSeq names its product fungal specific transcription factor domain-containing protein. Gene Ontology annotation, biological process: regulation of DNA-templated transcription. Gene Ontology annotation, molecular function: transcription cis-regulatory region binding; DNA-binding transcription factor activity, RNA polymerase II-specific. Gene Ontology annotation, cellular component: nucleus. The record is from RefSeq and is a predicted model, not a curated record. NCBI's taxonomy places the organism in Eukaryota, Fungi, Ascomycota, Eurotiomycetes, Eurotiales, Aspergillaceae. Bases 1 to 1794 code for a protein of 597 amino acids. The transcript is spliced from 5 exons.
AUGCGUAGGGGAUGUAGGCGGCUGCUCGAUCUUGAGUCCAAGCUCACCGAUAUCAUCGGUCUUCUUUCGCGCUCGAAUGCACCCCUUUCUGGGGUGGAAACGCCCGUCCACGCGGACUUCGGGCUGUCUGCGAUUCUCGAAUAUCCUGGUGAUAGUCCACACCGAGUGACUGAGUAUCUGAGCGGGGAGUGCUUGGCUAAUUCUGAGUCGAGUGACGGCCCAGCGUCGAGCGGAGAACAAAAUACUACUGAAUCUGUCCUGGAAAAUUUGUCGAACUCAUCUAGGGACACGAGUGCCGCAUGGAUCGCUGAUUUGGGACUCGGUCCUGUCGUCCUCGAGCACCUUCUGGACAAAUUCCGCGGAAUGGCAUCCUUUUUUCCUUUCGUGCGGCUCUCAAAUGACUCUACUGCUGAAUCAAUGGUUAACGAUCGACCAUUUCUCUUGCUUGCAGCCGUUGCUGCUGCGUCCUCGAAGUAUUGUCACCUUCAGGAUGCUCUGAUCGGAAAAUUUAAGAAGUCCUUGAGCGAGCGGGUAAUUAUGGCUGGCGAGAAGGACCUAGAUCUGCUACAGGGAUUACUUGUUCAUCUUGCCUGGUUCCAAUACCACUUUGUUCCAGGAAGUCAACAAGCCUACCAGUACAUACAAAUCGCAAUUAGCAUGGUCAUUGAUCUCCGCCUUGAGCAGGAAGUUGCAGACCUGCUCGAGCAGGGAAUCGAGCUUGGUGAUUCGUAUAACCUGGAAGCGUGUCGUGCGUAUCUAGGUUGCUAUUACCUGUCUGGCAUAAUAGCAAUGGCUUCCCAGAAGCCCAACAAUCUUCCGUUCCACAGGGAUAUGCUCAAAUGCGCAAUGAUGCUGCAACAAACCCCAGAAUUUGACACAGACCUCUUGUUAUGCCCAGCCACAAAGGUUUUGCAGUUCACCGAGGAAGCUUGUGAAACCUACCGGUUGGAAGGGAUUCAUGGUGCCCGGUUACACAUUCAUGCUGAACGAUUAGAAACGUGGCUAGAGGAUUGGUGGUCGUCCCUUUCGAUGGAUCUUCGCGACACAGUGUUGCUAAUCAACGGCUAUUAUGCUGCCAAAAUACGCAUUGAAGAAAUGGGCUUGGUAUACUGCUACGGACAGAGAAGACCGCCGUCCCCGAAGACGCAGGACGAUUCCACCAUACUAUCUGCGCAUCCGAUGGUCAUCAAUAACUUGAUAAAAUGUGUCAGUUCGGCAAAGGAGUAUCUUGAUCUCUUCUGUGCUCUUCCCGCUGCAGAGCACAGGACCUUGCCGUUCUCUGCUUGGUAUCAAGUUAUUUUUACGGUAUUUGUGCUCUACAGAUUGUCUGUCGAGCUGCCAGAGGUACCUCAGUGGGAUGUAGAGAUUGCACAAAAGACUGUGGAUCUACGAGAUUACAUUGAUACAUUGCUGUCUCACUUACAGGCAAUUGAGCCAUUGCAAGAUACCCAGGUACCCACCCGGAGUCUCUUCACGAGGUUGCCCGAGAUCAUAGGAAGUGUACGGACUUCUUAUGCAUCGGCCAAAGAAAAUCCCGCAGAGAUUCGUGAUAGCCGUCGUGCUCAUUGCGAACUGAUGGGUUCGAACAACACAUCUUCAUCUGUUCGACGGUUACACCGCUGCCCUGGAAUGCGGUAUUUGAGCGGUCACAGCGCUCGGGCUCAGCCUCAACCCGCGCUACAAAGUGCUAUUGCUACGGAAGUACAGAACAUAGAAGAGGAGACAGUUUGGGGUGAUAUUCUGUUUAUGGACACAUUCACUAGCAUCACAGAUCCAUCAUCUAUACAGGUUUGA